CCUUGGAGAUGGAGAUCAGGCUCCCUAGCCUCCAUGGACGUCCGCUGUUCGAGGCAGAGGAAGGAAGCAGACAGUCGACAUACAGAGGAAAUCAGAGAGGGACGCUGGUGCAGACAUGGACCUGCGCUCUGAGCUACUCAAGUCCAUCUGGUACGGCUUCACGGCACUGGAUCUGGAGAGGAGUGGAAAGGUGUCCAAGUCUCAGCUGAAGGUGUUGUCGCACAACCUCUGCACUGUGUUGUGCAUCCCACAUGAUCCAGUUGCUUUGGAGGAGCACUUCCGGGAUGAUGACCACGGUCCAGUCUCCAGUCAGGGUUACAUGCCCUACCUCAACAAAUACAUCCUUGAUAAGGUAGUUGAAGGUUCAUUCAACAAAGAAGAUGUGGAUGAGCUGUGUUGGACACUGACAGCAAAGAAAAACUACAAACCCAAUAGAAGUUCAAGCACAGUUCUGGCGGCGCGAGAUGCAUUUCGGCUUUGGUGCCUUUUUAACUUUCUGUCAGAGGACAAGUACCCUUUGGUGAUGGUCCCUGAUGAGAUGGAGUACCUACUCAAGAAGAUAUACACAGCAAUGAGUCUUGAGUUCAACUGUGUUGAACUGGAGGACAUAUUCUCCCAAGAUACGGUGCAGCAGAGAGGCAUCACUGUUUGGGUUUUCUUGGAGAUGAUGGAUACAGGAAAGGUGGCCAGAGGCAUUGAUAGGAGUGUUAUCAGCAUGGCUCUCGAGGAAGUAUACAUGGAGAUCGUUGGCGAUGUCCUCAAAGAGGGUUAUUUGUGGAAGAGAGGCCAACUCAGAAGAAACUGGAAAGAGCGCUGGUUCACUCUGAAGCCGGGCAACUUGUUCUACUACACUAGGGAGGACCGUAAGGAGUGCCAGGGCAACAUUGCUUUGGAUGGCAACUGCUGUGUGGAGGUACUGCCAGACCGCGAUGGUAAAAGGUGCAUGUUUUGUCUAAAAACACUCUCCAAAACAUAUGAGAUGAGCUCGUCAGACACCAAACAGAGACAAGAAUGGACAACAGCCAUUCAGAUGGCUAUCAGGCUGCACGUGGAGGGGAAGACGUCCCUCCACAAGGACUUAAAGCUGAAGCGGCAUGAGCAGCGUGAGCAGCGUGACAAGAGGCAACAGGCCAAAGAGGAAGAGCUGCAGAGGCUCUUGAGGGAGGCGCAGAAGCAGGCCCAGGAUCUCCUGGAGCAGGACGAAGAGAGGAGGCGCCAGCAGCAUGAGCAGCUCCAGCAGACCUUGGAGGUGCAGCUGCGGGAGGCCGAGGAGGUGCGAAUUAGCAUGCAGGCGGAGAUGGCACUUAAAGAGGAAGAAGCAGAAAGGCAGAGGAAGAGGAUCCGUGAGCUGGAGGAUAUGCAGAAGCAACAGGAGGAGGCACUGCAGCAGGAGAUUAGAGCCAGGCUGGAUGAGGAGGCCUUCCGCUAUGCUCAAGCAGGGUUACUUGCUGAGGAGGAGGAAAAAAUGAAGGCGCUGCUGACUCUGCAGGAGGAGCAGGAAGAGUAUAUCCUGAAGACACAGCGGGAGAAGCAGGAGCUGAAGCAGGAGAUGGAAGCCAAAUCCCGGGCCCUGGACGAGGCGCAGAGGCAGCUGGAGGAGGUCCGGGCCAACCGGCAUAGGGUUGACCAAGAUGUGGUGGCUGCUCAGAGGAAACUUUGCCAAGCGAGCACCAACGUCAAACACUGGAAUGUUCAGAUGAACAGACUGAUGCGACCAAUUGGGCCGGGUGAUAAAAGACCUUUGUUGGGAAGCUCCCUGUCAUCCUUCCAGAUUCCGAGCCAGAGAGAUCCUGGUCUGCAUCUCAGAAGGAUAUCGGGAUCCGAGGAUCGAAACGAGGAAUGUAAAGAAAAUGUCACCGAUGGCCGCAGUUGCGAUGCAGAUUUAGAGAGACGCAACUCCCACACUUCCAAUGGAGACCCAAACUUCCCCUAAAUGCAUGAGUCAUACAAGAUGCACUUCCAACCAACUGUUGGUAUUUUGACUGGACGGGUAGGUCCUUUAAAACUGAAGUGAGUGUUCAUCAAAUGUUUGAUAUUCUGAUUUCUUUUUUCAGUGUUUUUAAAUAUUUUAAUGAUACAUGCAUUUUUAACCAGUGAGAUCUAAUAUUGACACAAAGCACACCUCAGUGCCUUGUAUAAACAGAACUGAGAGCAAUUGCAUCACUGUCAUGUUAAAAUGCAGAAGAUGUACAUGCAGAAAAGCCAAUAAUGCUCAUCAGCAUUUCAUAUUUAGGUGUAGGAGGUGGCUUGAAUUUUCUGUGUAUAAAGAUAUAGUUUAUAUAUAUCGAUCGUAUCAUUUCCUUGAUACAACAUAUCACUUACAAACCCCAAUUCCAGUGAAGUUGGGACGCUGUGUAAAACAUAAAUAAAAACAAAAUACAAUGAUUUGCAAAUCCUUUUCAACCUAUAUUCGAUUGAAUACACAAAGACAAUGACAGGAUAUUUGAUGUUCAAACUGAUAAAUGUCAUUUAAACGGAUCUAUCUUUGAAUUUGAUGCCUGCAACAUGUUCAAAAACGGCUAUUAGAGUGGCAUGUUUACUCGUGGUGCAACAAUACGAAUCUGUAUUGAAUCGUUCAAUACAGUGGUCACUUUUCAGUACGCAGUAAAUGACAGUACGUCAUUUUAUAUUUACUGGAUGAACCUCUGACGAUGAGGAGCUGUGCUAAACUACUCUGCCUUAUGCCUUAUUGUUGAGCGCAAUGUAUUAUGCUGCUCCUCUCUCAUUCAUUUCGACCAAGGAAGGGUGCGUUUGUAAAUUCACGAGUCUGACCUCAGACGGCUGGACGUCGAGAGCUAUGCAGCUACUUGACUGUUGGGGCACUAUAUGACUGCAGAAUUAGAGAUGAAAAGCAACGUCCUUCAAACACACCCCCUCGACAGUCACACUACUGAUGAUAUAAAGGUCUGACAGAAGCUGUGGAGGUUAGUGACCAAGUGACCAAAUGUACAGGAAUACUGUAUCUAAAUUAAUUAGACUAUGGUAGGAAAGUCUGUUUCAGUACUCAUACAUUAUAUAACUUCAAUAAACACUUGGGAAAAUACUUUUUCGAAUGCCAAUUCCUGCCUAAUUUUGACAUUAAAAAAAAAAAUUGUUUCUUGAUAGUUUCUUCCAUAAUAUUCUAGUUUUUAGAGAUAGUGAAUUUUGGUUUUCAUGUAUAGGCUCCAGCAUGCUCGCGACCCUAGGGAGGAUAAGCGGUACAGAAAAUGGAUGGACGGAUUUGCUGUAAACUAUAAAUCAUGACCCAAAAUGCACGACUCCAAUUCAAAUGGACAGUUUCAAAAAGAGAGGUUUAAUAAACGGGCAGAGGUCGGUACGCAGGCCAUCCGAAAAGGCAACAGUAUCCAAAAACCGUGAGGCAAAAAGGCAAGGUCAAUAAUCAGAACAGGGUCUAGUCUUACUAUGAGUCGGUGACGUGGAAACAAGGAAUGCUAGAACUUGACCAGAAAGAAUGAGACACGAGGUUAAAUGCAUGGGGUAAUUAGGGUAAACGAGGCACAGGUGGGGAAGAUGCUCUCAGGAGCAGGUGUGUACAAGACAGGGGGAAGACAACAACCAUAACACACACCCAUGACAGACGUUGUGUUAAACAUAAAUAAAGACAGAAUACAAUGAUUUGCAAAUCAUGUUCGACCUAUAUUUAAUUGAAUACACUAAAAAGACAAUAUAUUUAAUGUUCAAACUGAUAAACUUUAUUGUUUUUAGCAAAUAAUCAUUAACUUUAAUCAUUAAGCUGGGACAGGGUCAUGUUUACCACUGUGUUAGAUCACCUUUUCUUUUAACAACAUUCAAUAAACGUUUGGGAACUGAGGACACUAAUUGUUGAAGCUUUGUAGUUAGAGUUCUUUCCCAUUCUUGCUUGAUGUACAGCUUCAGCUGUUCAACAGUCCAGGGUCUCCGUUGUCGUAUUUUACGCUUCAUAAUGCGCCACACAUUUUCAAUGGGAGACAGGUCUGGACUGCAGGCAUGAAAGUACCCAUGCCAUUGGCACUAACACAGCCCCAUACCAUCACAGAUGCUGGCUUUUGAACUUUCCGUCCAUAACAUUCCGGAUGGUUCUUUUCCUCUUUGGCCCGGAGGACACGACGUCCACAAUUUCCAGAAGCAAUUUGAAAUGAACACUUUUCCACUUUGCAUCAGAUGAGCUCAGGCCCAGAGAAGCCGGCGGCGUUUCUGGGUGUUGUUGAUAAAUGGCUUUUGCUUUGCAUUAUAGACUUUUAAAUUGCACUUACGGAUGUAGCGCCGAACUGUAUUUAUUGACAUUGGUUUUGUUCCUGAGAACCAUGUGGUGAUAUCCUUUACACGUUGAUGUCGGUUUUUGAUGCAGUGCCGCCCGAGGGAUCGAAGGUCACGGGCAUUCAAUGUUGGUUUUCGGCCUUGCUGCUUACAUGCAUUGAUUUCUCCAGAUUUUCUGAACCUUUUGAUGAUAUUAUGGACCAUAGAUGAUGAAAUCCCAAAAUUCCUUGCAAUUUUACGUUGAGGAACAUUGUCCUUAAACUGUUCGACUAUUUUCUCACAAAGAGUUGAACCUCACCCCAUCUUUGCUUGUGAAUGACUGAGCAAUUCAGGGAAGCUCCUUUUAUACCCAAUCCUGGCACCCACCUGUUCACAAUUAGCCUGUUCACCUGUGGGAUGUUCCAAACAGCUGUUUGAUGAGCAUUCCUCAACUUUCUCUUUUUUGCCACCUGUUCCAGCUUUUUUGGAACGUGUUGCAGCCAUAAAAUUCUAAGUUAAUGAUUAUUUGCUAAAAUCAAUAAAGUUUAUCAGUUUGAACAUUAAAUAUCUUGUCUUUGUAGUAUAAUCAAUUAAAUAUAGGUUGAACAUGAUUUGCAAAUCAUUGUCUUCUGUUUUUAUGUUUAAUGUCCCAACUUCAUUGGAAUUGGGGUUGUAUAACUAUACCUGUGAGUACUUGACAAUGCCAGUAAUAUACUGCAGAUAAUGCUAUCACGGCUGCUAGGCUAGUUAUGGUAUAAAUGUUAUUUUCUAAGAAGCUAUUAAUUUGUAAAAUUAAUUAAUUUGUUGCUAAAAAUCCACCACAGAUGAUGGGUGAUUUCUCCAUCAGAUACAUUUGUUUUUUUAUUGAUAUAAUUUAUUAUUUUUACAUGUUGGUAAUUUCAAUAAAAUACGUUUAAAAAAGGCAGAACAUUUCAUUUUGUAUCGAAAAUAUAUCAAACAGUGAUUCUUAAGUGUCAUCGCUUCACCUCUACUGUUUACCUCUGGGUUAUGUCACCUUUUCUUUUAACAACACUCAAUAAGUGUUUGGGAACUGAGGACACUCAUUGUCGGAGCUUUGUCGGUGGAAUUCUUUCCCAUUCUUGCUUGAUUUACAACUUCAGUUGCUCAACAGUCCGGGGUCUCCGUUGUCAUAGUUUGCACUUCAUAAUGCACCGCACAUUUUCAAUGGGAGAUAGGUCUGGUCUCCAGCAGGCAUGCCAGUCUAGUACUCACACUCUUGUACUACGAAGCCACGCUGUUGUAACACGUGCAGAACGUGGCUUGGCAUUGUGUUGCUGAAACAAGUAGGGAGGUCCCUGAAAAAGGUGU
Molecule: messenger RNA, 5544 nt
Organism: Phycodurus eques (leafy seadragon)
Lineage: Eukaryota; Metazoa; Chordata; Actinopteri; Syngnathiformes; Syngnathidae
Product: differentially expressed in FDCP 6 homolog
Exons: 12
Coding region: 116-1933 (605 amino acids)
Cellular component (GO): nucleus; cytoplasm
Source: RefSeq, a predicted model, not a curated record